This is a messenger RNA of Paramecium sonneborni, 1094 nucleotides long. The record is from the annotation of a GenBank genome assembly. Lineage: Eukaryota; Ciliophora; Oligohymenophorea; Peniculida; Parameciidae.
AUGAGUCUUAUAUAUAAGCACCAUCUAAUAUUACCUGAAUUUAAACUAAAUGAAACUAUUCCUUUUCAAAACCCUUAAUCUAAGACUUUAACUACUUUAAGGUCAUUUCAAAAGAACCAAACAAUUUAAAGAGUAAAUUAAUAAAAACAUGAAAAUCAUGAACAACAUGAAGAAUUCUAAGUUGAGAGCCUUGAUUAAAAUCAACCAUCUAAUAGAAAAAUUAGUCCAAAUGAUAAGCAAAAACUUCCAUAAUUAAUAGUUAAAACGGUAGCAUCAAAUGAAAAAACGAUUAAAGAUUAUUUAGAUCAUAUUAAUACAUUAAGAUCUCAAAAAAAUACAUAGAAGCAAACUAAAUUCAAAAAGGUUAGAACAGAAACAGAAAUUGUUUAAUAUGGAGAUAUGAAAUUUAAAAGUAUUAAAGAAAAUACAUCAAAGAAAUCAACUCGUAUGUUUAUUAACAUUUCAAACCCUUAAUCUAAAUCUUAUCUCAUAUUCAGCUAAUAAAUAUAUUAACUAGUUGAAAAUCUACAUAAACUCAAAGUAUUUGCAUAUUUUACAAUAGGAUUAUAUCAACAAUGAAAGAAAAUUACUUUAAGUUAUUAAGUAAUUGAUAGGAUUAAAAAAGAAUCUUCGUAAAGUGUUAUUUAAAUAAAAUGGAGAUGAAUUAGUUGAAUUUCAAGAAAUAACUAAGCUAUGUUGCGUAAAAGAAAUUCAAUAUGUUUUUGGUGAAUAAAAAGUAAUUGAUAAAUUUGAUCUUACAUUAUUUGAUGAUUUAGUGUAUUUAACGGAAACCAUAGGAAAUCUAUUGUUAUAAAAUAAGAUUUAAUCAAUAAAUCGCAUAAAUGAAAACGUAAUCUUUAAUAAAAUAUCAGAUCAUUAAAGAAGCUAAUUAAAUUUAGAAUAUUUAAAUGCAAUUAGGCAUGGCUGAUGAAGAAUAAAAAUUAUCCGUGUAAACUCUUCCAAUGAAAAGAUUUAAUAUGCAUGAUGAAAUUGAAUAACUUGAAUAAAAACUUGGUCCAAUGCAAUUAAUAUCCAAGUAAGUAAGAUAGACAUCAAUGAUUUUAAGCAAAGUUAUUAAUGAAUUAAAUGAUUGA